Molecule: messenger RNA, 1172 nt
Organism: Photinus pyralis (common eastern firefly)
Lineage: Eukaryota; Metazoa; Arthropoda; Insecta; Coleoptera; Lampyridae
Product: glyoxalase domain-containing protein 4-like
Exons: 4
Coding region: 175-1020 (281 amino acids)
Source: RefSeq, a predicted model, not a curated record
UUCAUAACCUUCCUCCACAAUUUUAAUAUUGACUGCAGUUGCACCGACUUGUUUUUAAUUAAAUUAAAAACCUGUUCUGAAUACUGUGGAAAAUACGUAUAGAUUUCAAGGUCUAAUUGUAAUUAUAAUACCGCAAAUCUUUUGCUACCUUGAAGCCGCAAUAAUACGCAGAAAAUGGCAGGAAUAAAUGGAAGAGCGCUGCAUUAUGUAUUCAAAGAUCCAAAUCGAAAACUGUCAACAUUUUUCUACAAAAAUGUGUUGGGAAUGAAGAUAUUAAGACACGAAGAAUUCUCAGAGGGGUGCGAGGCGGCCUGCAACGGCCCGUAUGCGAAUCGUUGGAGCAAAUCUAUGAUUGGGUAUGGUCCUGAGGAUAAACAUUUUGUUGUCGAAUUGACUUAUAACUACCCAAUUAAGUCGUACAAGAAGGGCAACGAUUUUAUUGGAAUCACUAUUAAGAGUAAAGAGGUACUUGAACGAGCGAAGGCUGCCAAUUGGCCGAUUCUGGCAGGAAACGUACUUGAAGCUCCCGGGGGAUAUAAAUUCUUUAUUAAAGAUGAGCCACAACCGUCCGACAGAGAUCCAAUUGAAAAGGUAACCAUAGCAUGCUCGAGUUUGGCCAAGUCCUUAGAUUACUGGAACGGAAUUUUGGGUUUGACCGUUUUCGAGAAGUCGGAGAAGUCGGCUACAGUCGGCUUUAAAGCUAACGAAGCUAAACUAGAACUACACGAGAUAGACGAACCUAUCGAUCGUGCAGAGGCAUACGGCCGUAUUGCAUUCUCUUGUCCUUUCGAACAACAACUUUUAGUCGAUGAAAAAAUCAGAAAGUCGAACAACAAAAUUUUAACUCCUCUGCUCUACUUGGAUACGCCGGGGAAAAAAACCGUUCGCGUUAUCAUCUUGGCUGAUCCAAACGAUCACGAAAUAUGUUUCGUCGAAGAUGAGGGAUUUAGAGAGUUAUCUCAGGUGGAUGAAGGAUCUGAUGCACUUCUUGAAAGGUACCUUGCAAAGGAUAAUCAAUAAAACACUUACCUACCUACAUAAGAGGAUCUACGCAAAGGUGGUGGUUUAUUAAUACAUGUUGGCUUAUUUUAUAUCUAUAUAAUGCAUAUAAUAAACACCUAAUAUUAUUUUGUUAUACCUUACUGUAGUAGAAUAAAGGCCUUAAUUUUGGA